UGGCGCCACUCUAAUUGAAUGCAUUUCAACAGACACUUUUCAUAUACAGAGAUGUUACUCCUUAACCUCUACCUUCCAUAGACAAAACCAACGUGUGCAACUUAAUCUUGUUUUGUUAUUUUCUUGAGAACAAAUUGUUAACAUCGUUACAAAUGAAUAUGGAUGAUGUUAAUGCAACGAAAUCCAAUUGCAAUGAAAAGAUACGUUUAUAUUGUUUGAAUAGUAAGGUAUUGUUAAUUAUGGAAGAAAAGAGUAGUUUCUGUUUUAAUGGCAAAUUAUCUAUAAGUGUAUUGUAUGGUGCAAUAGAAGUUUAUGGAUCUCAUAUUACCAGUGCUAAUUCUCCGAUAUCUGUAUAUUCUCCUAGAGGAUACAGUCUCAUACCUGUAGAAACCAGUCAAAAAUUUUUACUUUCACACAACAAAGAUAUAUGGACAUAUUUGUCACAGGAAGGUAUUACUGCUGAUAUUCAAAAUUUAUUAAAAACAGAUAUCGAUCAAUGCAAACCGGGUAUGUCGAUAGUGAUAUUAAUGAAUUUGGAGAACAAUCUAACUGAAUUUGUAAGCUCAUACUUUCCCAAAAAAUUAUUUCCCAAAGUAAGAAAUGUCAACAAUUAUUCUUGGACUGAUAUAAGAAGAGCAGAAAUGAUAGUACAGUCUAAUCUUUAUUUCGGUGAUGAUUAUUAUAAAAAAUUGGUAAUCGAUCCAACCAUAACAGGAAAACUUGCUGAACAAAUCUUAAAUCGUUGGCAUUCCCAGGAUUGGUCUUGUACACUUUUAGCCGGUGGUAAAAACGUUGGCAAAUCAACUACAGCACGUUAUUUAAUAAACACCAUAUUACAAACUUCUAAGAUGGUUGUUCUGGUGGAUGUUGAUCCUGGUCAAAAUGAAUGUACACCUCCGGAAAGUAUAUCAUAUACUUUGAUCGAUGAACCAUUAGCUGGGCCUAAUUUUACACAUUUAAAACAACCGACAAAUCAGUUGUACAUAGGAGGUGUUGAUGUUUCUAGAUGUAUAACGAGAUACACUGAAGGCCUUAAAUUGUUAGCAAAUAAAUUGUUAAGUUGUCCAGUCAUGUCACGUUUACCAAUUGUUAUAAAUACAAUGGGUUUUACCUAUGGUAUAGGAUGGGAUAUCAUAGUAUUUACAAUCAAACUUUUCCGGCCUUCUUUCGUUGUACAAAUAUUAUCUGAAAGGAUAAAAAAUAAUUAUGCUAAUUUAUUGAGUAGCGAUAUUAUAAAUAAUCAAACACUUGCAGGCUUUUCAUGGAGUAAAAAUAUUGCAGAUCUAAAUAAACCAUGUUCUCAUGAAUUACACAUUAUAAAUACAAAUGCUGAAAUGAAGCGUAAAUCAAAGACCGAUUCAUGGAGCAUUGAACCAUAUCAACAACGUGAACUCGCUAUGAUUUCUUAUUUAAGUGGAAUUAUUAAUUCCAAUGAAAGUUCCAUAACUACGUCACUCAACAUUAAUGAAGCUGUACCAUACGUUGCACCUUUUACUUCAUUAAGUAUUGCUUUACUUAAAGAACAUGUACCGUCUUCACAUAUAUUAAAUGUAAUCAAUGGUAAUAUGGUUGCUUUGUGUGGUGUGGAUUUGACAAAUGAUAUGUUGCAAGAUGCUGUUCCAUCGAAGCCUCGUAUAUUAACUAGAGCACCUUUGUGCAGUUGCUAUGGCUAUGGAAUAAUUCGUGGGGUUGACACGGAAAAAGAAGAAAUUUACAUAAUCUCUCCAUUGCCAUUGACAAUAAUGCAAUCUGUAAAUUGUUUAGUAGGAUGCAUACCUAUACCUGUAAAUUUAUUACAGUUAAAUCAACCAAAUGUACCGUACGCAGGUGGAAAUGAUGCAUUGCCAACAAGUCGUGAUCCACGUAGAGGAUAUUUCCGUAGGAGAUUUAAGAAGACACGAAUUUCAAGUUAAGUUUUAUUUAAAAAACAAGAAAAUUAUUUUCUUAUUUUUUUAAUUAUUAAUACGUUAACUUAUAAAGACAAAAAAAUAUAUUUGAUAUUAAAUAAUAUAUUCGUUUUACCUGGGAACCGACCGAAACAACAUCCCUAUAUUAAUUUAUCAAGAUAAUUUUAUUUAAAAUGCUUAUUAAUUUUUCCUAGACCAACCCAAUUAUCAAAUUAUUUUUUUUCAACAAAUUCUUUUUAUUUUCAUCUUUUCAAUAUCUUAUAUAUUUCAUUUAUUAUCAACGUGUAAGUUACGGCAUUGAUAAAGUUUACAUUUAAAUCUUUCCCGCCUGAUAUUGGACGACUACUGUAGUCAUGAAAAUAUAUCGAAAAAUUAUCUACCAUAUUUUCUUUUGUAAUUUUCUUUUAGAUAAAUCUUGUAUCUAAAGGCACAUAUCGUUAAUAUCAUCGAAUUUUCAAUUACUUUCUAUCCAUGUUGAUAAACAAAACAAAAAGAAAAUUUAAAAUCUGGAGUGUUACAUAACAAAAUCGGCCUUGAAUCAUAUAUAUAUAUAUAUA
Molecule: messenger RNA, 2464 nt
Organism: Polistes dominula (European paper wasp)
Lineage: Eukaryota; Metazoa; Arthropoda; Insecta; Hymenoptera; Vespidae
Biological process (GO): cleavage in ITS2 between 5.8S rRNA and LSU-rRNA of tricistronic rRNA transcript (SSU-rRNA, 5.8S rRNA, LSU-rRNA)
Cellular component (GO): nucleus
Molecular function (GO): polynucleotide 5'-hydroxyl-kinase activity
Source: RefSeq, a predicted model, not a curated record